UUUUUUUUUAAUUCUAACUUAUAAUACCUAAAGGUAUCGGCAUAGACAAUUAAUAAAACAUUACAUACAUAUAUAUAGACUUCAUUUAAUCGAUACCCCUAAAACUUAAUAUAAAAAAGCUUUAAAUAAAAUUUAUAUGGUAGCAAUUUUUGUUUGAGGUGCGGAGUUGUGGAACUUUUACGAAUGUCUUAGAAAUCAGAUCGAGAGAAAAUGUGAAAAAUUCAAUUUUGAACUGUUUCAGAAUCUCUAUAUUCUUAUCAAAUAGAUUCAAAUUCAUAUAUAGAUAAUUACAACAAUGGUCGUUCAUAAUCCUAACAACUGGCAUUGGAUAGAUAAAAACUGUCUUCCAUGGUCAAAGGAAUACUUUGAUGAAAAUAUAAAAAACACCGUCGUCGAUAAAGAUGGCUUCAAAUAUACUAUCACUACCGUUGAAUCCAUUACUGGUGAUUGUGAUGUUACUCAAAGAAAAGGGAAAGUCUUAUGUAUAUAUGAUAUGUCAUUACUGUUAGGUGUGUCCGUCGAAGAAGUCAAAGAACAAUCUGAAGAUGAAAGUAAUGUCACCUCAGGAACUAUCUCUCUUGCGGAGUUCGUUCAUGAUCAAGAUGAUGAUGAGUAUGUCUUUGAAAUCAAAUCUGAUGAAAAGAGAACUGAAAUUAAAAAACAUCUUAUACCAGUUUUAAAAUCAAAAUUACAAAAAUUCCAACCUGAUUUAAUUGAAGCUCAUUCAAAAGAUGUUCAACAUGCUUCAAAUUAAAAGAACCAAUAUCUUGAAAGUCAAUCCAUCCCAGGUUCAUUCAACAUAUCUACAUAUGAUAUAUCAGUUUAUACAAAAAAAUGGCCGUCCUCUAUCUAUUAAAAAGUAAGAUUACAUAGAAAUUUAAUAAAUAU
This is a messenger RNA of Scheffersomyces coipomensis, 888 nucleotides long. It is a transcript of the gene HCH1, whose product is annotated as Hch1p. Gene Ontology annotation, cellular component: cytosol. Gene Ontology annotation, molecular function: protein-folding chaperone binding; ATPase activator activity. Gene Ontology annotation, biological process: protein folding; positive regulation of ATP-dependent activity. The record is from RefSeq and is a predicted model, not a curated record. The transcript has 2 exons. The coding region runs from base 296 to 754 and encodes 152 amino acids. NCBI's taxonomy places the organism in Eukaryota, Fungi, Ascomycota, Pichiomycetes, Serinales, Debaryomycetaceae.